AUGUCAACUCCGACGUACGCCCAAGAUCAACCCGCCGGCUUCACCAACCGCAUCGAACGAGUUGCAAUUGUUGGAGCAGGAGGAAAAAUCGGAAAGCCCAUCACCGAUGCCCUGGUUGCAGCGGGAAAGCACACUGUCACAGUCCUCACUCGAGAGGACAGUCAAAAUGAGCUUCCCAGCGGAGUAAACGUUGCACGAGUCAACUAUGAGAAUGAUGAGUCCGUCAUUGCUGCUCUGAGAGGCCAGCAGUUUCUCAUCAUUGUCAUGGCAGCUACCGCUCCCCCCGGAAGCCAGGAGAAGAUCAUUGCUGCUGCUGCCAAGGCAGGUGUGCCAUGGGUCAUGCCUAGCGCAUACGGUUCUGACAUCUACAACGAGUCGCUAGGCAAGGAAACCAUGCUGGGUCCAGGAAUACAGUCAAGCAUCAAAGCCGUCGAGGAUGGGGGCGUUUCGUCUUGGAUUGCCCUGACAUGCGGGACUUGGUAUGAGUUCUCAUUGGCCAUGGGCCCCUGGUGGUUCGGGAUUGAUUUUGCCAAUAAGAAGGUUGAGCAGUGUGAUGAUGGAAACACACUUAUCAACACGUCUACAUGGGAACAGUGUGGCCGUGCCAUUGCCAAUCUCCUCAAUCUUAAGGAGCUACCUGACGAUGAAGAGGACACAUCUCCCUCCAUUUCUCGAUGGCGUAAUCGAGCUCUUACCAUUUCAAGCUUCCAGAUAUCGCAGAGAGACAUCCUGGACAGCGUCAACCGUGUUAAGGGAUUGACAGAUGCAGACUGGCAGAUUCAGCGAGAGCCUUCCAAAGUGCGGUAUCAAAGAGGUCUGGAUCUCCUCAAGAGCGGAUAUCGACUUGGGUUUGCACUGGCUUUAUACGCCAGAAUAUUCUACCCUGAUGGUGGCGCCAAUCAUGAAGCCACAACGGCCCUCGAUAAUGAGAUUCUUGGUUUGCCCAAGGAGGAUCUUGACGAGGCGACGAGAAGAGCCAUCGGCAUGGUGGAUGCAGGAUUCAAUCAAUUGGGUGAUUAUGCAGCGAAGUAUCCUAUUGAGUCUAACAAUAGCUAG
Messenger RNA from Clonostachys rhizophaga, 1056 nucleotides. The record is from the annotation of a GenBank genome assembly. NCBI's taxonomy places the organism in Eukaryota, Fungi, Ascomycota, Sordariomycetes, Hypocreales, Bionectriaceae.